AUGACAGUUAUUUGAAAGCAUUAAAUAUACAAUUAAUCUAAUUUUUUUAUAACUAUUUUUGAUUAAAUUUAACCAUGCCGUUGGAAAAUUUACUGUUUUCUGCGAUAGUCAACAAUAAUUUAUCUCGAGUAAAAACGCUAUUAAACCAAGAAAUCGAUGUUAAUAUCAGAAACACCGUCAAAAAAACUCCCUUGCACAUAUCCGUUCUAAAUCCCGAUAUAGCUAAACUUUUAAUAGAAAAAGGUGCCGAUAUAAACGCAAUUAACAAAGAUGGAGAUACUCCUUUACAUACUGCAGUGGAUUUAGCAGAGAUCGAAACCGUUUGUAUGUUAUUACAUUAUAAUGCUGAUCCGAAUGUACCUAAUAAAGAUAACGAAACACCUUUCAUGAAAGCUUUAAUGAGUGGAUUUGCUGAAUUACAAGAAGCGUUACUAGAUUACGUAGAUGACUUUAAAGUCGAUAAUAACACUGAAGAGAAUCUUGUAGCUGUAGCUUUAAAAUAUGGUAGCCGGUAUGUACAAGAGAUUGUAUUAAGAGGAGGAAACGUAGAUCAAAAAGCAAUAGAGAAUUUUAAUUUCUCUGAUAAUAAUAUUGAUCUAUUUAAAUUUAUUUGGCUGAGAAUUCCGAAUUCAGAGAUAGAUGAAGAUACUUUUGGUAUUAAAUUAAUUCAGAAAUUGUGUAGAGGUUCUGCUACGAGAAAUUUUGGAAAAUAUAUUGAUUUUUUAGUGGAAAACGCCAAUGGGUACAUUAUUGAGACCAUUGCGAGCAAUUUAUCUAAUAUGCCUUUAAGAUAUUUCUUCUCUAGAUGUCGUAGAACUCGCUGUUUAAAUCAGCUGACUAAAUUUAUUUGUUUGUUGCUGCAAUACAACUUUGAAUGCACAGUUAGGAAUAAAAUUGAUAUUUUCGAAAUUUUUGGUUAUUGUCAGUUAUUCGAAAUAUUAUUACAUUUUGGAUUGGAAGACGACGUUGAUAAAUGCAUGUUAUGCGAUCUGAAGUGUUCUAGCAUCCUACCUACUUAUAUAUGUUUUAUAAACACUGAUAUCAAAACUAUUUGUGAUUGUAAAAAAAAUAAUCCAAAUUUAAAAUCUCUAAUUAACAUAAUGACAUAUUGGGCGUAUCCGAAUUUGAAUAAAUUAUUGACUAAAACAAUUCUAUUCCCGAAAUUUUCAAAUAUUUAUCCGAAUCUUCCUGGUUUUCCAUCUUUAGUGGAAUUAGCUAGGGAUAAAGCUAGGCAAUAUAUUGUUAGUAAAUUUAACAUGUCGAAAAGUAGUCAAUAUUAUACUUACCUUCAUUGUCUUAAUGUACCAACGACUUGUAAAGAAAUACUAACCUUUAAUAGGCAGAUUUAUAAGAUUCAUAUUUAAAUACACAGUAUUAAACUGCGAGUUUCUGGUGUUUUUAUAAUUUGACGCUUUCGUUGCCCAAGCUUUAAUGCCAACUACACGCAGUGGAUCCAUUGGUAUACGAACAAGUUUGGACGUUCAUUAACGUCAUUUUAUUUGUUUAGGGCCGGUUUUUCAAUCUUCAGUGAUUUGUGAAUAACUCAAAAAAAUCGCAAGAAGCAAAUGAAAACUUUUUAAAAAACAAAUCAAUUGGUGUUUCUUUAUUUCUGUAUAUGCAAAACGAACCGAGUUAUGGCUCGUUCAAGGUG
Molecule: messenger RNA, 1651 nt
Organism: Psylliodes chrysocephalus
Lineage: Eukaryota; Metazoa; Arthropoda; Insecta; Coleoptera; Chrysomelidae
Source: the annotation of a GenBank genome assembly